AUGGGACGUCGCCCGGUGCGUCGCGCCGCUCCACCUAGCGAUGGUGCCGUAGGCGGCGUAGCCGGGAUCCCCUCUCCAUCGUCCUCAGCAGCAGCAACCUCUGAGGGCAAGGUGCCGGCUGCGGCGGCGGGCGAACCGGCGGCGGCGGCGCCUAAAGGAGACACGGGAGGCAAGAAUCCGUUGAUGGGCCUCCUUCACUACGGUUCGGACUCCGAAGAAGAGGAGCCUCCAGCACAAAAGCCGGCGUCGGCAUCAUCCGUCUCCACUCCGGACCCAUCACCUGCAGAGAGUCUAACGUACACGCUCCCGACCGGCUGGCAGCAGUGCAUGGACAACGCCGGCCUGGUGUACUUCUGGAACACCGAGACCGGCGAUACGUCGUGGGACCCGCCAGAGGGCACGCAGACGAAGGUUUCGAAGACGAGCAGCGCUGUUGAUACGCCGUCUGAAGCACUGCCGAUCGUCCCUGAAGCCGUCGCUGAUGCUGCUAGCCGAGAAGCGCCGGCGGGCAGCGAUGCCACGAGCGACACGGCCAGCGAGGCUGAAGAGGACAAAGCGGUGGCGUUAGCAGGAGUAACAGUAGAUGAGGGCGCGAAUCGUGCAAGUACCAAUAGCUCUGGUGUCGCUGGUGCCGCUGCUCCUGCUGUGUCCAAGGUAGGCGUUGAUACCGAGGAGGUCGAGGAAGGCGCCGUUAGCGGCGGGCAAGAAGCCGCGGACAGGGGUGCCACGCCAAAGGGAUCCCCACGCUCAGCCGCGGACCCGCCUGCCGCCCAAGAUCGACGGAUGACAGCCGUGGGAGAGGAGCAGAAAGGGGGAGAGGAACUCCCGCAGCAAAGUAAAUCCACGGGCACUGGCAGCUCUGACGUUCCCGUUGCUGCAACGGCAGGCAUCGACGAUCUCCUCGCGGGCAUCGAGGCGGAGCUGUUGCUCGGCGGCGGCGACGGUGAGGGUAAGCUUGACGGCGAUAAAGACGAGGCAAAGGACAGCGCAGUCGAAGAGAACGGCGACACAAGGUCAACGGGAGAGGAACAGGACUUCGCGCCGCUGCGAGAAGUGGCGCCCGGUCUCGACGCGCGGGCGCAAAAGGCUCACGCCGAGCUUGCCGCCUUGCUGGCGGUGGCGGCCGAAGGGAAGGGAGAGGAGGCGGGGUCGUCUGUUGUUCAAGCAACCGACCCGUCGGUGAGGUUGGGCAUCGAGCUUGCCGCUGUGCUUCGUGCUCGCUUAUCAGACUGGAGACAAGGCAAGUGCAUGGAUAGAAUUGGGGUUGGCGGCCUUGACGGCACCUUCUUCGUUCUCAAGCUUGAGGAGAUGGCGGCGGAGGCUCGUUCAGCCCUCGGUCCGUCUUCUUGCCCCACAGCACAUAGGGCGACCGGACAGUCUCAGAGUCAGACACGGCCGGAGCUCGCCGCUUCCAUGGAUGCCAUCACACCAGGUGCGAUGGGUGCCGUUUCUUCAGCCGGCAGCCUCCCAGACGUGGCGGAUCCCCCGCCAGGCGAUGCUGCAGAGCGAGAUGCCACAGCAGUUUCGGACGGCAAGAAGUCGAAGGGCCAUUCAAAAAAGCGGCCGCGUGUUCGAGGGGCGGCCACCAAGGCGGCUUCCGCGGAUAAUGGGGAGGCGGUUUCGACCAGAAGUGUCGACGACGGCGUAGCGGAGGGUGUACCGGCAUCCCACGCUACUGACGAUAACGCCUCUUCUUCGACCGCUUCUGGUGCUGAUGCUGAUGCCGAGGCCGUGAGAGCGGCAAGGAACGCUGAGAAGCUCAAGUGGGCGGACGAAGUAUCUGCAGCGGCGUCUGCUGCAGUCGCCGCCGCAGCCGCGCAUUCUCAAGCUAAAAGAGAGCUCGCGAAGGCAGAGUCGGAGGCGAAAGCUGCUGCCGUCGGGACCGUCGAGAAGGAGGUAACCGACUCGCAAGGUUCCAACAGCGACCGGCGCAGAAAACACGCUGCUUCGGGUGACGAUGCUACCAGUGACAAGAGGAACCAUGCCACGUCAACAGAUACGCUUGCUACCGCGAGGGCAAUCGUAGAAGGCACUAUCGACUUGGGGGGGGUCGGUGACGAUGAUGAUGACGAUGAUGAUGACGGAAAGGAAGAUGGCGAGGUUAUUGUCUCAACCGCUACGACAGAGGGAGGGGCGACGGCGGGGGCGAAAGAUGAUGCGGCGUCGGUGCCAGCACCGGACACGCGCGAAUCGGGGAUCGUGAUCGCAAAGGACCCUACACUUCCCGAUGUUCCAAGUGGGUGGUCGGCCGUUUUUGACACAACACAUCAAGCCUACUACUACCACAACCUUACUACCGACGAGACCUCUUGGGUGCUACCGGCCACGGUUGCCGAAUCACACCCAGCGGACAGCAAGUCUGUAAAGUCGUCGCCGGAACGGGAUGAGCGUCCUCGCGAGAUUAAGAAGUCCAAGGCUGACGAAGGCGACGCCAGCACCGGGAGAGGUGAACGACGGUCUGAAUCGAGUAACCUGUCGCGCCGACGAGGGUCGCCGGGAGACGAGGGAGGCCGCGAGCAUGCCGAGGCAUCGGCUGCAAUUAAUUUUGCGGGAAAAAGCGUCGAAACGAAACACGAAAAACGAUCCUCAAGAAAGAGAGAUGUCGAAUCUGGUGCUACUUCAUCUACAGCAUCGCAGGACGAGAAGCCUGCACCGGCGGCAUCGACAGAUGCUGCGGCCAAGGAGGGCGACUCGGCGAGCAUACCAGAAUCCCUCUCGAGCACCUGGGUACGCGUCUGGGAUGACAACCACGAGGCGUUCUACUACCACAAUACCGUCACCGACGAGACUUCGUGGGAUCCUCCCGCUGCCGCGGAUGUUCCCGCCGCCGCCACCGCCGCCGCCGCCUCGGCCGCCUCUGAUGACUCGACUCUGGCGGCGCCUUCUCCUCGGCCUUCGGGCGACAAGAAGCAAAAGCAGCAGAAGAAACGAAAGGACUCUGCUGCGGUAGAAGCCGCCACACCUGGUGGCGCUCAACAGCGGUCGCCAUCUCCCGAGUCGUCCAUUUCCGCGGCUGCCUCUCCCGCUGCCGAGAGCGUGUCGACACCAGGGGGGCAGCGUCGGUCUCCCUCACCGCAACGCCGGCGGCCUCUGUUGACGCGGCUGAAGCUCCCACCACUUCCGUGGUGGACUUGCGGCCGUGCACGCUAGUUUGGUGGUCGGAUGCCGGGGACGUUUGGAACGGCGUAUCGCUGUCGGGUCUUCUUGG
This is a messenger RNA of Ectocarpus sp. CCAP 1310/34, 3208 nucleotides long. Lineage: Eukaryota; Phaeophyceae; Ectocarpales; Ectocarpaceae. The record is from the annotation of a GenBank genome assembly.